This is a messenger RNA of Dichomitus squalens LYAD-421 SS1, 1420 nucleotides long. Its product is annotated as COMPASS complex protein. NCBI's taxonomy places the organism in Eukaryota, Fungi, Basidiomycota, Agaricomycetes, Polyporales, Polyporaceae. Bases 45 to 1376 code for a protein of 443 amino acids. Gene Ontology annotation, molecular function: protein binding. The record is from RefSeq and is a predicted model, not a curated record. The transcript is spliced from 10 exons. Gene Ontology annotation, cellular component: Set1C/COMPASS complex.
UUCCAUAUCCUCCUUCUAAACGCCUGUCGGUACGUGUGGUCAAAAUGAACAGAGCGGUAGCAAACCUGUUCACUUCGCCGUACCCGACGGCGAUUCAGACGUCGUUGGACUCGUAUGCUAGCAUAGCUCGAUACGAUCCAUCGGGGCGAUUCAUUGUUGCAGGGCGCGUGGACGGGAUUGCUAUAGUCUGGGACUUGGACACAAAGGGUCCGGUGCGGACGUGCGAGGGGCAUGUCAAGGGUAUUACCAGCGUCGACUGGUCGCACAACUCGCGCUAUGUCCUAACGUCGUCGAAGGACUGGAAUGUAAUCGUAUGGGACCUCGCCUCCGACAGCGAACCUCCCCGCCGUCGGUCUACAAUUCGCUUCGACGUACCUGUGGUUUUUGCAUCGUUCCAUCCCAAAAACAGCAAAAUCAUCCUCGUCCUUCUGAGCAGCGGAGAGGUCUACAUUGUGGACCAACGUAAGGAAUACAAGGGACGCUACGAGCUCAUCGAGGCUUUGGAUGAGAGUGACGAUGAGGGUCAAUACAACAGAUCGAGGUCUGCCCCAACAGCAGCACGGUUUGACCCGUCAGGCAAGCAUGUCUUCGUAGGUACGACAUUGGGUACACUCCUAGUUUUCAACACUCGCACCAAAACCAUGAUAGCCCGACAUAAGAUAGCAGGCGCAGGCAUCAUCCGUGGCCUCGAAUUCGUCGCGUCAGGAAGACGAAUAGUGACGAAUUCUUCUGACCGUGUCCUCCGACAGUUCAACCUGCCAGUAUACGCACCUCCCAAUGCGGAUGGCGAGUACAUCGAACAGGAGUUGGAGCCGACGCACCGCUUCCACGACCCCAUCAGCAAGGUGUCGUGGCAUGCCAUGUCGUACAGUCCAGACGGAGAGUGGUUAGCAGGAGGCGCCGCAGACGAUGCUGCACACAAAAUCUACAUCUGGGACCUCGCGCGAGAGGGUCUCCUUGCGAGCACGCUCGACGGAGGCCGCGAGCUGCUGACCUACGUGCACUGGCAUCCGCAUAAACCCUCGAUAGCUUCCGUCACGAAUUUGGGCAACAUCUUCAUCUGGCACUGUCCAACGGAUGAGCGCUGGGGAGCCUUCGCAGGAGGGUUCGAGGAGGUGGACGAGAACGUCGAGUACGAGGAACGAGAAGACGAAUUUGACAUUGAGGACGAAGCGGAGAUCGCCCGGCGCAAAAUGCUUGAAGAGGAGGAAGACGUCGACAUUGAAAGCGGAGUCGAGGAGGUCAACGGUACCGCGGAUCAUACACGGCAGAACGGAGAGAACGAUGAGGAUAUUCUGUGGGCAUUGGAGGAGCCGGAUGACGAUAUGAAGGGCUGGGAGUUAAAGGUGAUCAUGGACGAGGAAGAUGGAGUGUAGCUUGUCCCUGCGCAUGUUGUUGUUGUUCCGUGCGACUUGUAAUC